AGCCACAUGCUGGAGGACACCAGUGACUGCGAUGUAGAGGAAGACCAGCCCGCUGUCCGUCCACAUUCUGCGGCUUUUUCGGAUCAGAAUCGGUCGGGGAUAGACCGAGAUCGAGACCAGACCGAGACCUGUGUUUUAUUUAGAGGCUGGAGUUCUCUGAGCUUCAAAUGCGGAUGAGCAGUCGUCUGCUGCGAUGUUAACCCAGAGCUGAAACUACAGAUCCUCGGGCUCUGAUACAUGACAGCAAACACCGGUCAUGGAGUUCAACAAUUUGGUGACCUUGUGGAUAUUUUGCUUGUGUCUCAUUGGGGAAAGUUGGACGGACAAACCAAGUUCACCCACACCGGACAGUCAGGCUGUUGAAAAUGGGGUGUCAGGUUUUUGUGGCAUUGAUGAGCCACUAUGCAAAGAUGAGAACGCCGCUCUCAGCUUCGAGGCCAUACGUAAUAUCCACAAGCAGAUGGAUGACGAUGCAAACGGCAACGUAGACGUGUCGGAGACAGACGGCUUCCUGAGAGAAGAUUUAAACUACCACGACCCAAAGGGCAAGCACAACAGCUUUCAUGGGGACGACCAGUUCAUCAGUGUGGUGGACUUGUGGAACGCAUGGAAGGGCUCUGAAGUGUACAACUGGACGGUGGAUGAGGUGGUGGAAUGGCUCAUCACGUACGUGGAACUUCCACAAUAUGUCGAAGCAUUUCGCAAGAUGUGUUUUAACGGGAGUGCCAUGCCAAGGCUCGCCAUAAAGAACACCACUCUGACACUCUCUAUUCUGAAGAUCCUGGAUCGCAGCCAUGUGCAAAAGUUGCAGCUCAAAUCUUUGGACACUGUGUUGUUUGGCGCACCGCUGAUGAAUCGACACAACCACUUGAAGGACUUCAUGCUGGUGGUGUCAAUAGUCAUUGGCAUGGGUGGCUGCUGGUUUGCCUACAUCCAAAACCGCUACUCCAAGGACCACAUGAAGAAGAUGAUGAAGGACCUGGAGGGCCUGCAGAGAGCUGAGCAGAGUCUGCAUGACCUACAGCAGAAGCUGCAGAUCGCACAGGAGGAGCACCGUACGGUAGAAGUGGAGAAGGUCAACCUUGAGCAGAAGCUGACGGACGAGAUCAUCACAGCCAAGCAGGAGGCUCAACGCCUGCGAGAGCUCCGAGAGGGCACAGAGAACGAACUGAGUCGCCAGAAGUAUGCUGAAGAGGAGCUGGAGCAGGUGCGCAUGGCAUUGAAGAAAGCAGAGAAGGAGCUGGAGUCACGGAGCAGCUGGUCACCACCCGACUCUCUGCAGAAGUGGCUGCAGCUCACCCAUGAGGUGGAGGUGCAGUACUACAACAUCAAGAAGCAGAAUGCUGAACGGCAGCUCCUGGUGGCCAAAGAAGGGGCCGAAAAGAUCAAGAAAAAGAGAAACACUCUCUUCGGGACUUUCCAUGUGGCUCACAGCUCCUCCUUGGAUGAUGUGGACCACAAAAUACUGGCAGCCAAACAAGCCCUGGGCGAGGUGACGGCUGCUCUGCGAGAGAGGCUUCACCGCUGGCAGCAGAUAGAGAUCCUCACAGGUUUCACCAUCGUAAACAACCCCGGCCUUCCUUCUCUGGCCUCGAGCCUCAACCUGGAUGCCAGCUUCAUGGGCGGCAGAGCCCCGCCUCAGCACUUCAUGUCGGACGACGUGGACGACUUGGACGAGGGCAUCGUGCCUGGAACUCUGCAAUCUCCCAGUAUGAUGUCCCUGCGCCAACGCCACAUUGACCCCCAGCUGGCCAUGGGCUCCCAGAGGUUGGUAGAGAGUUGCCUGUUGGCAGGGCAGCAGGGCGAGGGAUCCCCAUACCCAUCCAGAUCUAGGCCCCCUCCCAUGCAGUCCCGCAGCCAGUCGUUCCACCACCUCGAUUGUCUCCCUCCGUCUCCUCUGUCCUCGGCCGUGUCUCACCCCUCCAUCAUUUCUGCCUCCAGCCUAAACCCUCAGUCGCUCUCCUCCUUGUCCUCCUCUUUCUCCUGCUUGCACAGCUCUGUGGGCGGCGCUGCAGCCCCACAUUCCUCCCAUUAUUAUCAUACUUCUUUCCAGCCCAUGGACACCAUUCCUGAUUUCACCUUCUCAGAUGUCUCCCAAGCAUACGGUGACAGCUACGGGUACCCAUCUCUUUCCAGUUUCUCCACACACAUGGCAUGGACCUAAACCGCUCUGACUCUGACUCCUCCCUGUCACUGUCUCAAGUUGGUGAUCGGCUAUCUGCAUACAGCUCCAAAGGCCACCUAAUUAAGCCUACUUCUCUCAUGCACGGCAUCUCCAACCGAUCAGAAGAUACCGUCUCUCUGCACAGUCAGACCCCGAACGGAGGAAACCGCAUUCACGAGGCCAGUCCUGGAGAGCCCAGCCCCGACAGUCCUAUACUCAUGAAGAGGGUGUACGGCAUGCAGGAGUCUCCCAGCCUGGGAGAGAUCAACAGCCUGUCAGAGUCAUCCCGCUCCCUCAGCCCCAACUCCACUGAACCCGACACGCCGUCACCCACAGGAGGAGGGCAGCCCGGGGUCGUGGGGGUAAAGGGCGGCGGCGGCUCCCGCAUCCCGCAGCUGUCCGCUAAGAAGAGCCCCCUGGAGGAGGACAGUGGCUCUACGGGAGAAGACACAGAUUCCACUGCCAGCCGCAAGAAACACACCUUCAAGAUCUUCAAGAAACAGAAGAAAUAAGGGCUACAUGAACUACAGGCUGUACAAGCUGUUUGACUGAAUUCCUCUGGUUGGUCUUUGGAAACAAGUUUCUAAGUUGGUCUAAGGAUGGCACACAUUGCUGCCAUUGCAUCUUCUUGUAGGUACAACACCUACUCUGAGGAAGUGGACUGUGGGAAGAACCAGCUGUUCAGUUUUAUCUGCUUAUUUGGUCAGCGUUGAAUAUGUGGGGAAUGGGUAGGUUUGUAUAUUGGAAUGUAAAGUAUUAUUUAUUCUGCAGGAAAUUUGUGCCAGUCUCAAAGGGAAACGUGUCUCCCGGUUGGUUUUUCUUUCUUGUUCUACGAUCUAUAACAUUUUGCAUGUCUUCACUUUUGUUUGACUGAUACUCGAAUGCUCUUAGUGUUUGCUUGGUUCUUGUCGUUAACCUGCUUAGACGACACUUGAUGUUUUGUUGAUUACUACCUAACCACCUAGCCUACAAAACCCAAAGUGAAUGCGCACACCUUUUUUUUCUUUUCUCUGAGUACUUUCUUUUCAAUGAUGGUUACAAACUUUUCUGUCUUAUGUUGUCUUCUUCUUCUUCUUCUUCUUGGCAGAGCUAAUGAGGCAUUAAGUAGAUCCUCCAACAAAAGAGUGGGAAGCUCUUUAGCAUUUAUUCUGAUUGUACUUAGCCUCUCCAAAGUGUCUGACACAGCUCAGCCAAAGAAGCUGCUUGGUGGGACUUGUAUUUUCCUGAAGUGAAAAACAACAGAGAUUAAAAAGGCUUCAAAAUAAUGUUUAACCUUAAAUAAUCUGAGUGCAGAAAUGACAUCAGCUUUAAGAGAGUAAGACAAGAGGUGAAUCUCCUCACUAAAUGACAAGUUACACAAGUUACCCACUUAUUAUCAGCUUUAGACCUUCUGCUUUAUUUUUAGGAUUUAGGGUUGAGUGCAUGUGAGCAUGAGCGAGUGAGAGAAAACGCUGCAGCUUUUUAGAAAUGUCUGUAAGGCUAACCUUGCUAUACUGAACAACUCCACCAAAACAGGAUGUGAACACAUAUCAGGGCUAAAGCAUCCGGGUGGGAUUCAAGUAUCUGUUUAAUUUAAGGCAGCGAUGUUACCAAACACAGACUUACCAAAACUGUACAAUUAGAAUACCAAGGAAUGAAAGACAACACAGUGUUAUCUGAUGUUGUAUUGAACUCAAAGAUGCAGAUACACUUUGGAAAAAGUGAGAAUUAUGUACCCUAAUUAUAGAUUAUUUAAAGGCAGACAUAUCUGAAGUGUUAUUCAAAACAAUCAAAGAAGAAACGGACACGUUUUCAAAAGUUACACUCAGUCGAUGUGAUCUUGAAUAAAGUUCCUUCCACCAAAUGUUGAUUUAUUAAAUUGGGUGUGAGCUCGGUUUCGAUUUUGGCUUCUGCUACUGUCCGUCUUAUUGUUUUGUUUCUGUUACAGUGAUUGUUUAGGUGGAUGAAGGAAGCUUCUGUGCAGUUAGUGCGCAUGGGAUGACGGGGUGAGUUCUGGUAAGGGCUAUAGUUACAGAGCGAACACUUUUGCUCCCUAUGAGGGAAAACUCUCCUCUUUGUAAUCCACCUUUGUUUGGAAGAUUCAGCUUGACAAGUUGUGGAAGCAGAAGUCAGAGUGCCAAACCUCCUUUUUUUUCUUUUGUCUGAGGCCUUUGUAUUAGUGCAUUUGCCCUUUGACCCCCCCUCUCACACAGAACACAAAACAACAGGAUAUACAUACAGUCUACAUGUAUACCCUGAAAACUGAAUGUCCACAGUAUGUUUACAUUUGUUACAGAUGAAUAUUAUCCUCAGAUUACAUUGUGCCAGAUGUAAUAAUGAAAGCCUCAUACGAGCACAGAACUAUGCAUCAGUAGUUGUAGGUGAUUAUUUAAGUAUGGGAACGCCGGUACAUGUAGGGCGUUCCUGAUCGACGAACAACCAAAAGUGCUGCAAAAGACACAGUGGGCCUCCCCCAGCCUCAUAAUGUAACAGGUGGUUUGGAUGAGUCAAAAAAUGUUACAAUACUUUAUUUUAGCAACCAGUUUAAAAAAGAAAAAGAUAAAUUUCCUACUGGUCCUUUUGUAAAGUGUUAUUUGUACCUCUUUUGCACGACAGAGCUGUAAAAGAAUGAUGCUGUAUGAACGUGUGAGAGCGUGUGAGUGCGUCUGUCUGCUCCCAGUAUACUGCACUGUAAUGUUGAUGCAUGUCAACUGCUGUAACGAAACCUAUAUUGGGUUAAAAAAGAGUGGAUCAGUUUAAACUCUUAUCUUCCCCCUACCCUUCUUUUUCUUUCUCUUUAUUUCGGGCUUCUAUUUAUGAAAACCUGCAGUAUAUUUGUACAGAGAAAAUGAUAAUUUUGCAUCUUCUGUGAUGGUCUAGACUUUUAUGGCACUCCUGCAUGAUAGCAAUAAACUAUUUUGAACGAAA
Molecule: messenger RNA, 5071 nt
Organism: Notolabrus celidotus (New Zealand spotty)
Lineage: Eukaryota; Metazoa; Chordata; Actinopteri; Labriformes; Labridae
Gene: stim1a
Product: stromal interaction molecule 1a
Exons: 13
Coding region: 257-2164 (635 amino acids)
Biological process (GO): intracellular calcium ion homeostasis; store-operated calcium entry; activation of store-operated calcium channel activity
Cellular component (GO): endoplasmic reticulum; plasma membrane
Molecular function (GO): calcium ion binding; protein binding; calcium channel regulator activity
Source: RefSeq, a predicted model, not a curated record